Messenger RNA from Dendrobium catenatum, 543 nucleotides. RefSeq names its product putative methylesterase 14, chloroplastic. Gene Ontology annotation, biological process: jasmonic acid metabolic process; salicylic acid metabolic process. NCBI's taxonomy places the organism in Eukaryota, Viridiplantae, Streptophyta, Magnoliopsida, Asparagales, Orchidaceae. The annotation marks the transcript as partial. The record is from RefSeq and is a predicted model, not a curated record. Gene Ontology annotation, molecular function: methyl jasmonate esterase activity; methyl indole-3-acetate esterase activity; methyl salicylate esterase activity. The transcript is spliced from 3 exons.
GUUCCCAUUGUUCUUGACAAUCUUGAAACGAAGAAGAUUAUUCUGGUUCACGGGGAAGGGUUUGGAGCCUGGUGUUGGUAUAAGAUUUUACCUCUGGUUGAGGACGCUGGACUUCAUCCUGUUGCUCUGGAUCUGACUGGCUCUGGUAUCGACCACACUGAUGUUAACAGUAUUAUGACUUUAGCCGAUUAUACAAAACCUCUUCUUGACUACUUGCAUAACCUACGUGAGGAUGAAAAGGUUAUUUUGGUAGGUCAUAGCUGUGGAGGUGCAAGUGUAUCUUAUGCUCUUGAAUGUUUCCCAAAGAAGAUCACAAAAGCAAUUUUCCUUGGUGCGACAAUGAUUUUGGAUGGGCAAAGACCUUUUGAUGUGUUUGCAGAGGAAUUAGCGUCUGCUGACAUUUUCAUGCAAGAGUCUCAACUUCUGUUGUACGCUAAUGGAAAAGACAAACCUCCAACUGGGCUCAUGCUUGAUAAAGAACAACUCCAGGCACUUUAUUUCAAUCAGAGUCCUUCCAAGGUUUGCUGUGGUGCUUGAUUUGUA